AUGGCCGCCGCCAUGGUUGCCUCCGAAUCCUCCCUCAGCAGCCGUGUUUCCUUGAUCUCCCUCGACCCGGCGGUUGCUAGUCACAUUACUGGCACUACCAGGACUACCACCGUCCCUUCUGCUUCGCAGUAUGGGUCGAGUCCGAGAAAAAGUACCAAAACGCCUGACACCGACGUCUCCCGCACCCACAAUCGAAACAAUUCUGCUCCCAGUAUUUCAGACAGGAAGGCACCGGCAUCGCUCAGGCGCGUCAAGGAUAGUACAGAGGUCUUGAGACAGCGCUCAACGAAAUCAUCUAAAAAGCCCAAGCAGUCGCUGGAGACGGUCCCAGACAAUGUCCAUGGUCGCAACUUCACUGUUGGCAAUGUAGGGACUGGUGGGAUCCUCUACCUGACGCCAUCAACGCAUCAAACAAGCAAUGCAUCUCCACACUCUGUUGCCUCACCAGUACAUUCACCCUCAACAGCACCAGCUAUUCUGAGCAAUGGCGAACAACGAUCCCUGGUGAAUGAAAAGGUCUCAACCACCCGAUCAGUAACCUCUUCUCAUUCGCAGCAGACAAACUCUUCAAAACGGUCUGUUAGACGUUCACCUAGGCCCAGGGUCUUCUCGAGCCACGGUCGGUCACAGUCCUUCUCUACCAUUGAAGAACAUCGCCAAUCAUUGCUGGCUCCACAGUCGCGGACACUGAGGAUCGUUAUCAAUCGCCCCGAGACCGCAAGACCAAAGACAUCACAAGAAUCCACUGAAGAAAUGGCUCUAGAAUUUCAUCCCACCCUAGAAGUUCCUAUUCCACAUUAUCGUAUCGGUACAUUCCGCCUCAGUUCCAAUGGAACUCCAAUGCUGAGGGGGUCCUCAUUCACCAGGGGAUCUAUCACUCCCUCGGAUGUCACGCCUACUCAAGCUAUUAUGCAGGCAGAGGGAUUCUUUGCAGCACCCCCGCCUGCUAGCAUCAAAGCCUUCGCAAAACUGGAAGCAACAGAGAUGAGCGGCGGAGAGGAGGCGGCGGCCGCACAACCUCCCAUGCCAUUACUCGCCAAGGCAUCAUCUACCUCGACGUCCAGUGUGUCCAGCAUCAUCCAACCACAAGUUUUUGACCGGUUGACCGAAAUGUAUGAUGACCCCUCAGUUGUCCGUUAUUGCCAGAACGUGAGGGAAAUCACCGCGGCCACACCUGCUCGGAUCAUCGCCCAGAUAUCGUCAGACUCUUUCAUGGACUAUGAGCUGGUCUCCGAUUUUUUCCUGACGUUUCGGUCUUAUAUGUCGACUUAUCAAGUGCUUGAUCUUCUCCUUGCGAGGUUAAGGUGGGCCAUAGGUCGCUUAGAAGACGACGGCAGGAUCAUCCGCGUACGCACGUUUGCCGCCCUUCGUCAUUGGAUCCUGAAUUAUUUCAUGGAUGACUUUUUUGUUGAUCACCGCCUUCGGGUACGUUUUUGUAACGAGGUCAACAGACUGUACAACGACGUCAGGGCAAAUCCAGCGAAUGGGUUCAGCGACCUCAAACUCCUGCGCGACUUGAAGCGUUGCUGGAAUGGGCGAUGCUCGUUAUGCUGGGGUGCUGAGAAUUUCGAUCUGGACGGUGAACAGGAAGAAGACAUUCAGCCCGGGGGAGUGGAUGAGACUGACCGUACCCCAAGGCAAGGGACCGUCGCUCAUCCUGCUCAAGCACAGCAUGCACCCUCUCAGACCGCAGUCUCACGAAAGCCGCAACAAAGUUGGUUCGAAGCAGAUACUGCCGUUAGGCCAAGCCAUGAUCGCCAAACAUCGGGAAAUUCUGGUCUACUGAGCGAUGGCAGCGUGCAAGCAACCUCUUGUUUUGUUCCCAAGCACCUUCUACGCCCUAGCGGUAGUGGCAGUGAAAGUCACUCGAAAGCUCCUCAUCCGGUCUCUGUUCAAUUAAGGCGAAAGAACGCACCCGCGAACUUGCACGUAGUCACUCAACUCCUGCCAGCUCAAAAGGUCAUUGGCCACAAGAGAGGAGCAAGCUCAAUCGAUAGCAACAGAGAGCCAACCCCUCGCAAAAUGCAAGCCGAACCUCCCGUGCAGGUCGUGGAAGAUGGAAGCAUUAUUCGAGGGCUUCUUUACAGCCCAAGCACUCCUUUCGUUCAGAUUGUGUCUUCGCAGUCCACGCAAUCUCUCGACAGACAAGAAAUGGGGGGCCCCAGAGGACCUAGAAAGGAGCAUGGUACACACUCUGCGGCUCAACCUGUUGCAAGGAAUAUCUUUGGUUCGUUACGAAAGGUUCUCGGGAGUAAACAUGGUCAUAUCGAUAUGACCCUGAUCACAGUUGCUCCGUCUGCCCAAGAUGGUCCGGUACGUGGUCAAACGGCACAUUUGCCUCUUAAUGUUUCUAAAUCUCAUGACGAGCUACGAAACAAGCUUGGAACGGUUGUUCCUAGAAAGGGCGAAAUGCGUAUCGAUCUUCUCUCGGCCGCGGCAUGUCAGAACUACGAGACAAGAUUUCCUUCGAAACAUCGAAUCAGUUACGCCCCAUUCUUUGCCAUUAAUCGUCCUCUUCAGCCAGCCGCUUCAGCUGAGGAUGAACAGGAGCCACAGCGAAUGCCAAGUCAUGCCACUCGUCAAAGUGGCUCAAUUUUAAUAGUUGACGAUACGCGUCCAGAUUUCCCUUCGAUGUCUGGCGCGCUUCCAGUCCCAGACAUCGACUUUGAUUACGGGGAGACUGCUCCUUUACCUCUGCUCAGUGUGCCUGCUGCCACACUACUGGAUGAUCGAAGAGCAAGUCUUGAUGGUGUUGCAACACAAAGGAGUUCGAACGUCCUUCCACAUGAUAUAGAUCUGCCACCAGCACAAGAACACAGGAGCAGUUUGGAACUGGUCACAAGAGACCUCAUCGAACCCGAUGCUGUGUUCGAUGUCCAGGCUGAGUUCCCGGUUGCGGUUGAUACAGCACAUUCUCCUACGACGGCCAGCUCCAGAACCGUUCGGGAGGAGAUCAAGCCAGUCGAUACUUUCGCGGAUGCAGAUUUUGUCAUUGAAUCUGAAGAAGCCUCUGUCCCAGAAUCCAUGCAGAACGGACACAUCAAUGCGCAACACUCGAAUCCCGAGACACGACUCCCGCCGCAAACCCUCAGACGGAGGCCAGGAGGAGACCUGCGUCGAGUGGAAAACGUGCAGGAAUUGGAUCAUACAUUUCACCAUGCUUCACUGGAUACUGCGAGCGUCAUCUCUGAAUCAACUCAUGGAUCAUUACUUAUCAUGAAAACGGAUACUGUCCAGCGUAUCGCUUCGGUAGAGGUCCCGCCACCGAAAAAACCCAUAUCUCUGAUCAAUACUCACUCGUCCCAGCACCUUCGGCCUUCCUUCGAGGCUGCUAUCGCUGGCUUUUCUGCCAUUCCCGAUGACGAGGAUGGCGGACUCGAAGCAACCCUGAUGAAGCUUGAGGGCCGGUACGAGAAGAGAUCACCACCAAUGGAACAGAAUCCGCUGGACACUGCUGCAAGGAGACGAUCCCUACCAGAGCUGAGUCGGAUGUCUCAGCCAGGAGCUAGUAAUUCGGUACCGACCACCGAUCAUCCGGUGCCAGCUCCUGCUCUCACCAGCGCCAUUCGCACGACAGUGGAUGAAGUCGCCUCGGAGCAGUCUGGGGACGAACCUCUUACUCCAGAGCCUCUGGUGGUGGAACUGAAGCCGACGUCCUCUCGUCGAUCUUCCAUCUUCGGCCUUCCCACGGAAAGUGUGGCCGAUUCUGACGAGUCUUAUGGAUCUCUGCCAUUAUUGAAACGGGAAGCAGGCCAUGAGAGCACCGCUGAGGCUCUGCCCAUGAAACCAAACGCAGACUUGCCUAUGGUUGCACCGGGGUAUUUUCCACAAGAUCCUCCUCAACUAUUCCAUCUACCCAAGGGACCUCCACCGAGCGGACUCAAGCACAGGACAAGUAUUCCACGACCAGAGACUGCCAACGACAGUGCACGGUCCUUCCUUCUAGAUGAAGAUGAGAACCUCUCAGACCUUUCUUCAGAGAUAUCUGUGGACAUCAUCAAUUAUUCUGAAGCCGCGGGUCGUUCUAUCUCGCCCAUGCUUGCCGCCCCUGGAACAGCUAUAUCUGGGCUGGAGAUACCAGCACACCCGUUGACCUAUGCCUCGGUGGUGAACUUGCGCAUCCCUACUCCACUAGAACGAGCCUCGGAUCCCAUGCCACAGAGCAAGACAGCGCAAACGACUCAGCGCCAGAACAAAGAUCAGCCGACCACCGAGCAAAGAAACAUAUCAUUCACACAGCCAUUGGCACGUCUCCCCGCAGGUCCGGCGCAUAUGCCUUUCAUCCUCGCUUGCGACUCGCAAGUUCUUGCGCAACAAAUGACACUGAUAGAAAAGUCUGCACUGUCCGAAGUCGAAUGGUCCGACCUGGUCGAGAUGCGGUGGAGCAGCAAGACAGAUGACGUUCUAGAUUGGGUCGAGUGUGUGUGCAACGGAAACGUGCGAGGCAUUGACCUAGUCAGCACGCGGUUUAACCUAGUUGUCAAAUGGACCUUGUCCGAAAUUGUUCUGACACAGGACAUUCAUGAAAGAGCACGAGUCAUCACCAAAUACAUCCAUGUCGCGGCACACGCUCGCCGACUGCACAACUACGCCACAAUGCUGCAACUCACGCUUGCGCUGACCUCGACCGACUGUACGCGACUCGCAAGAACCUGGGAGUUGGUGUCAAGCUCGGACAAGUCGUUGUUGAAACAUAUGGAAGUACUCGCGCAACCGUUGCGUAAUUUCCACGAUCUGAGGGUGGAGAUGGAAUCAUCCGAUCUCAGCGGCGGCUGCAUCCCAUUUCUAGGAUUGUAUAUUCGUGACUUGACAUAUAAUGCACAAAAGCCCUCUCAUGUUGCAAGUACUCGCGGGAACGAGUCGCUUGUCAACUUUGAACGUUAUAGGAGCACGGCUAUCAUUGUCAAAGGUCUUCUACGCCUAAUUGAUGCCAGUUCCAGGUACACCUUUGAACCAGUCCAGGGAAUCGUUGAGCGGUGUCUCUGGCUGGCCGCUCUCGGCGAUGAGCGGAUACGCAGCGCAAGCAAGACAUUGGAAAACUAA
This is a messenger RNA of Fonsecaea nubica, 5043 nucleotides long. RefSeq lists its product as hypothetical. Gene Ontology annotation, molecular function: guanyl-nucleotide exchange factor activity. Gene Ontology annotation, cellular component: plasma membrane. Lineage: Eukaryota; Fungi; Ascomycota; Eurotiomycetes; Chaetothyriales; Herpotrichiellaceae. Gene Ontology annotation, biological process: Ras protein signal transduction; positive regulation of GTPase activity. The coding region runs from base 1 to 5043 and encodes 1680 amino acids. The transcript is spliced from 2 exons. The record is from RefSeq and is a predicted model, not a curated record.